Guillardia theta CCMP2712 is the source of this 577-nucleotide messenger RNA. RefSeq lists its product as hypothetical. NCBI's taxonomy places the organism in Eukaryota, Cryptophyceae, Pyrenomonadales, Geminigeraceae. The transcript has a single exon. The coding region runs from base 23 to 298 and encodes 91 amino acids. The record is from RefSeq and is a predicted model, not a curated record.
CGGGGGGAGGAAGGAGAGCGUCAUGGGCACCGGCGAGGGGUACGCCAGGGGGGUCGGGUACAGCUGGGAGGAGCUGCUGGCGCUAGAGGGGGAGCCAUCCGAGGAGCCAUCGGGCACAGAGGAAGGGUCAGAGGAGGGGGACGAGGGAGGCGCAGAGGGCUGGCUGGGGUGCUUGGAGGGGCUUGAUGCUGUGGCCAUGGCUCAGGGCGGGGAAGAGGAGGAGAAGCUUGGGGUCGGGAGGGGGGAGGGGGAGGAGGGAGGGUGGGCGAGCUUCCUGUGGGAGGAGGAGGAGCCGUGAGGAUGCUUUGCGGAUGGGCUUGGACGUGGACGGGUUUUCAGGAGAGAUCUCGCAGCGGCAGGAGGGAGAAGGAGCGGCGAGCGGGGGGAUGAAUGUCGACGUGAGAUUGGGGAUGGGGGAGGGCUGUAGAGGAGGGGGAGGCUUCUGCAGGGAGGGAUCUAGAGAUCAUCAGAAUCCCAGAGGUGAACCAUCCUCCUGAGGUGGGGCGACUGUGAGCAAUGUUUCAAUGAAACUGGAUUGGUGCAUUGAUAGUAUUAUGAGUAAAGCCAUCAGGACAUG